AUGUCGUCUGUCUUUGAGGAUUCGUUCGUUAUACUCGGAGACGAUGCGUCUGAGUCAGUUCCGGUCUCAGGUUCCUUUGACACCACUACUGACAACUCCUUCUCAGCCUACGACAGCGGCUCAGUCCAAAUCGAUGACUCGAUCGAUGAUGUCUUCGCGGCUCCGUCUCCGGAUUACGGCGCUUACUCGAACGGAGACGGCGUCUUCGGAUCCAACGGUGGACACGACGGUCCGAUUCUCCCACCGCCGUCGGAGAUGGAAUCGGAUGAGGGAUUCGCUCUCAGAGAAUGGAGAAGACUAAAUGCAAUUCAACUUGAGGAGAAGGAGAAGAAGGAAAAGGAAGUGAGGAACCAAAUACUUGAGGAAGCAAACCAAUUCAAAGAGGAUUUCCACAAGAAGAGGGAACUCGCUUGUGAAAACAACAAAGCAGCUAACAGGGAGAAGGAAAAGCUGGCUGUGGAGACACAAGAGAAGUUCUAUGCGGAAGCCAGCAAGAACUACUGGAAGGCAAUAGCUGAGCUAGUUCCUAAGGAGGUUCCCACUAUAGAGAAGAGAAGAGGGAAGAAAGAGCAAGACCCUAAGAAGCCAUCAAUCUCUGUGAUUCAAGGUCCAAAGCCCGGUAAGCCAACCGAUCUUGCAAGAAUGAGACAGAUAUUGCUGAAGCUCAAACAGAACCCGCCUGCUCACCUGAAACUCUCUCCUCAACCUCCAUCAGAGGCGGCUGCUCCUACUCCUCCUCCAAAGAAUGUUCCAGAAACCAAGCCCACCGAGGCUGUUGCUGCUACUUAA
Messenger RNA from Microthlaspi erraticum, 789 nucleotides. The record is from the annotation of a GenBank genome assembly. Lineage: Eukaryota; Viridiplantae; Streptophyta; Magnoliopsida; Brassicales; Brassicaceae.